This is a messenger RNA of Caenorhabditis angaria, 1105 nucleotides long. Lineage: Eukaryota; Metazoa; Nematoda; Chromadorea; Rhabditida; Rhabditidae. The record is from the annotation of a GenBank genome assembly.
AUGUACAAACUUGUUCUUCUUGCUUUUAUCCCAUGUAUUGUUGUUGCUUUUCCACCAAGACACGGUGAUCCAUUCAAUCCUUUAGGAUCCUGGCACAGAAGAGUGAGACCAACCAAAUCUCUUGUGUUCAAAAAGCCAAUGUUUUUCUAGGGACCACCAUGUGGACUUCCAAAAUUCAUCGACAAUUUGCCAGCCGAUGCUGCUGAAAAAGUCCGCUCAAUCUGGGCCAACUAUAAAGAGGGAGAUGAAUGUGAUACUGAGCACAAGUUGACUCGUGAAGUUGUUCAUGCUCUUCCAGAAGAGCAAAAAGAAAAAGUUUUCGCUGGAAAAUGCGGACCAACAUUCCUCCGUAACGUUUCAUCAACUGUCAGAAAAUCAUUCCGUGCUGUCUGGUUUGAUCAUCGUUUGACUUUGGAAGAUAAGGAAACUCAAUUGAAGAAGUUGGCUUAUUCACUUCUCACCGGUGAAUCGGUUAGUUGAUUUAUUUUUCAAAAUUUACCAGGUUUUACUCGUGGUGAAAAAACCAAAAAUCCAAUUUUUGCAGCUCGCCCUUUUCAACAAAUGGGAAGAAGAGCUCAAGAUCCGCAAAGAAGAACUCGCCAAGAAAAUCGAAACUCUCUCAUCAGACGCCAAAGUUGCCUAUGAGCAAUGGAAAGAGCUCCGUAUGAAGGUGAGAAGAAACAAAAAAACAGGUUCAACAAUUUCCGCAUUUUUUAUAGGAACGCAAUUUCCUCGCCGAGUUGCCAAAAGAGAUCAGAGAAGAAUUGAAAUCAAUCACCGGACCACAUUUCGGAGGAAAGAAGGAAGUUGAAAAAGUUGAGGAGACCACCACAACCACUGAAGCUUCAACAACAACUACCACUGAAGCCGCUAGCUCCACCACCGAAGUUGCUACAACUGUAGCUACCGUAAGAUUUUCACCUUUGAUACCAAAAUAAUUCGAUUUUUCAACAAAACAAUCAUAUAAAAAUUCUAGGCCGAAUCAACCACCACCGCUCAACCAAUCGUUGAAGAAAAGACCAAAGAAAAGGAAUUCGCCAUGUUCCUUGAUAUCCAAAUGCCAGAAGAAUUCAACUAUGAAGCUCAAUGCUCAUUCUACAAUUAA